This is a messenger RNA of Moneuplotes crassus, 3226 nucleotides long. NCBI's taxonomy places the organism in Eukaryota, Ciliophora, Spirotrichea, Euplotida, Euplotidae. The record is from the annotation of a GenBank genome assembly.
AUGAGUAAGAAAGUCAUUGAUUUCUUGAGAAAUCGCAGAGUCUCACAGUCAGACUGAUCUUCUGAUGGGAGCAGUUUACCGUUCGUAUCGGAUAGUGAAGAGAAAGCAGUAGAGAACAGAACGAAUUUUUAUAUUAAGCAAAGUGAUCCUAUGGUAGGGAAAACUGGUGGGAAGGAGGGAAAGAAGACUUUUAGACUAAAGCCACAGAAAAGAACUAGGGCUAAUAGUAAGCACAAAAAAUCCAAAAAGGUUAAAAGGAGAGAAAAUGAUGAUUUCAUCGAGAGUAAGACUGAUAUUAGUGAACUUGACCAGGACAAGAUCGAAAAUCGAAUAGUUAAAGUAAAAUCUGAAUAUGCAAGAGGAGAAAUCUCAAUUGAAGACUUUACUGUUCAUUUCCCUUUUCUAACUCCAUACCAAUCACAGAGGAAUAUUAUUGACUAUGUAUCUAAAGCUGUUUUGAACAAUUUAAAUGCUCUUAUUGAAAGUCCAACAGGAACUGGUAAAACCCUGGCUAUUCUGAGUGCAGUAUGAGCGAUUGUAAAGGAAGACAGAAGAAUCUAUAGACAAGGACACGUCAAGAGACCACUUUCUACAGUGAUUUAUUGCACAAGAACUCAUUCGCAGAUAUCCCAGGUGAUGAAGGAAAUCAGAGAGAAACUUCCAUACCAAGCGAGAGCAGUUCCUUACGCAUCAAGACAGUUGCUUUGUAUCUAUGAUGAUGUCAAAGAUAAAUAUGCAGGAACUGCAUUGAAUCAUGCUUGAAAGAAGGUCAGAUCAUCAAUAAAGAAGAAAAUUAUAGCUCCUUCAAGCACUCCUUCUAAAAGUACAGGAAAUAUCUUCGACUCAACUAAAAGGAAAGGAGGUGUAAAAACCGGAGACAUUGAAGACAUUGGGAAAGUAACCAGAUGUCCUUUCUUUCCAAAUAAUAAGAAGGCUAAAUCUGAGGGAAUUCUGGGGCAAUCUAGCAGUAAGCCUAAAACAAAUGCUGCUAAGACAGCCAGUGAUUCCUUUGUUAAAAUCUCCAAGAUUAUCCCAUGGAAGUCUUACGCAGUUGAGGAUUAUGUUAAAAUAGGAGAGAUAAGAAGAGUCUGUCCGUAUUACCUGACCAGACUCAGAACGAAUGUUGCAGAUAUUGUUGUCAUGCCAUACAACUAUAUCUUGGAUAAAUCAAUGAGAAGCAUGCUUAACUUACCAUUCAGAGACUCGAUAGUUGUGUUUGAUGAAGCUCAUAAUAUCGAAAGUGUUUGCGAAGAGAUGACCUGAUUCGAGCUCACCAUCAACGACCUCUUUAUCUGCUACCAGCUACUAAGUGGCUUAUGAGGAGUCUAUCAGGACAAGGAAGCUAAGGAAUGGAGUGUCGACAAGAAUAGAUUAAUGAACAAAGCAGUUGACUCUAAGUUACUUCGUCUGUUCGUCCUCAAGCUCAUUGAUGUCAUUGAAAGCUACAAUGUUCUGAACAACAAGAAUAAGAUUCAUGUUAAAGGAUCUGAUAAAAACCUCCAUGUUUUUAGAAUGAACGAGAUGUUCCUUCUAAUCGCAAAUGCUCUUGCUAAACUAAAGGGAGAGAAAGACCUUAUCAGAGACAGAAAACAUGCAGACCUAGUCAAGAACUUCGAUGUGGACAAUAUAAACAAGAACUUCGCUGAUAACCUCACUUUGAUCAAGAAGAUCUUAGAGACAUGUAUUCUUGACCUUCCUGAUAAGUCCAAGAUCCUGAAUAAGCUAUUUGAGAGUCUUGAGAAAAUCUCAAGUGCUUACAAGAUCUCAGCAGAAUAUGAAGAAGACUUCUUCAUGUUUAUCAUCGACGAAUUCGAAGAGAAGGACAAAAAGAACCAAAGAAAGCUAGGCUUCUGGUGCUUCAACCCGGCUUAUGCAUUCAGAGAAUUUGUUAAUGAGAAGCCAAGGUCUAUUAUCCUCGCUUCUGGAACUUUAACGCCAAUGAAUACCUUUGAUAACGAGCUGCAGAUAGAUUUCCCAAUCAAACUUGAAAAUGAUCAUGUAAUCUCACAUUCCCAAGCAAUGGUAGGCAUCGUCAAUGAAGGCGUUGAUGGAUCAGUGUUCAACUUCAAGUAUGAAAAUAGAGGAAAUUAUACAAUGCUUGCAAGUGUAGGCAAAUCCCUGAUUGCUUUGGAUCCGAUGAUCUCUGGUGGAAUUCUGGUGUUCUUCCCCUCCUACAACCUGCUCAGUAAGACAGUAAAGUUAUGGAAAGACUCUGGGGAUUACAAAAAGUUUAAGAGAAAACUCUUUAUUGAGCCAAAAUCCCAGGCUAAAUUUCAUGCAACUUUUGAUGGAUAUCUAAGUGAAAUCAAAAAGAAGAAAAAGGCUUUAUUCCUAGGUGUCUGCAGAGGUAAAUUUGCUGAAGGAAUUGACUUCACAGAUGAUGCAGCCAGGGCAGUCAUUCUUGUGGGUAUUCCUUAUCCCCAGUAUUAUGAUCCUAAGGUGGUCUUAAAGAGGGAGUAUAUGACUGCAAAAAAGAAUAGAAAUCUUUCUGAUAUUGGAGGGCAGCAGUGGUACACUCUACAAGCCAGUAGAGCUACCAACCAAGCUGUUGGAAGAGUCAUCCGGCAUGCUGAAGAUUGUGGGAUAGUUCUUUUAUUUGAUGAAAGGUUCAAGCAAAGCACAAUUCAGCUUUCAAGAUGGCUCAAAAUGAGGAAAAAGAUAUACCCAAAAUUUGAUUUUCUAAAGGAAGACGUUGAAGCCUUUUUCUUAUCAAACAAACACCUCAUAGACAAAUCCAGAAAUCCCCCUAUAAAACACCACAAGAGGCCACAGAUAGAGUAUGAAGAAAGUACGCUUCCUUCGAUCCCCGAAGAAGAAGAGCCCGAAGACCCUCCAGCCUCUGAGGAAGCUGACCUAAAGCACGUAAUGACCAUGCUGAAGAAGAAGGCUGAUCCUGAGUCUUCCAGAGUAAUUACUGUUGACAAUUUUGGCAAGUCAGCCAUGCGCCAGGACUGAGAUGAACUGUUGGAAGAGGGGUACAAGAGGACUAAUGUGCAGCUGGAUAUUGAUAUGGAUGAGAGUAGUCAGCAGAAACAUAAAAGAGCUAUUAAAGAAUUCAAAUUCUGCUACGCCAUGAACGACAAGAAACCUACGAAAAAGAAAAGCUCUCUCCUUGACCGGUAUAAGAAGAACUAUUCCAAACCUAAGAAACCAUAAGUACCCCUCUCAUCCUCCCUCCCAGCACAUCUGCGGGUACUUCACUAAUCCUAAUUCAAUAAGCGUUUAA